Molecule: messenger RNA, 1340 nt
Organism: Diuraphis noxia (Russian wheat aphid)
Lineage: Eukaryota; Metazoa; Arthropoda; Insecta; Hemiptera; Aphididae
Gene: APC10
Product: anaphase-promoting complex subunit 10
Biological process (GO): protein K11-linked ubiquitination; anaphase-promoting complex-dependent catabolic process
Cellular component (GO): anaphase-promoting complex
Source: RefSeq, a predicted model, not a curated record
ACCGAAAUACCGAAUUCACUAAUUUAGUAAUUUAGUAUUCCUUUUCCUCACUCUUCCUGUCUAUGAUAGUCCGAUUAAAACAGAGUCGAAUUAUUCGAAUUUCGAGUAUAGAAUAUAGAUCGACAAUCAUUGACAUUAUUGACCAAUCACAAAUGGUAACUUGUUGAUUGUUCACAUUUUUUUCCAGCUUCGGCCAUCCGGGCAACUUCCGUCUUCUAUUUAUCGGUAAAAAUUGGAGCCGAUUGUGUAAACUGACUAAACUGAAAUAAUAUAACUCCUAUAUUAUAGUUGAGCUAUAUAACUAUUGACGUCGUUCACUGUUUUAUUGUAUUUUAGUAUCUGUGAGGUUUUAGGCAAACGUAUCAAAAUGGCAACUCCAAACAACAAUAAUGCAUCCGACGAAGAAAAAAUUGAUCCGAUGAAAGACGUACGUGCAGGAAUUGUACGAGAAGUGGGUAGUCAAGCCAUAUGGAGUCUAUCUUCAUGCAAACCAGGUUUUGGUGUGGACCAGUUAAGAGAUGAUUGUAUGGAAACUUACUGGCAGUCAGAUGGUCAACUUCCACAUUUAGUUAAUAUUCAAUUUAGACGUAAAACAGUUGUGCGUGAUAUAUGCAUAUACAUUGACUAUAGACUUGAUGAAAGCUAUACACCUGGUCGUAUAUCAGUACGUGCUGGCACUAAUUUUAAUGACUUACAAGAAGUCGAGGUAGUUGAACUAAACGAACCAUAUGGUUGGGUAAGAAUAAUGACUAAAGAUAUCAAUGAUUCACCAUUGAAAACAUAUAUGCUACAAAUCGCUGUUAUAACCAAUCAUCAAAAUGGAAGAGAUACACAUAUGAGGCAAAUUAAAGUUCACUCACCAGUUGAAAAAAGAGAUCUUCUGAUUGGUAAUUUUAGCACAGUAGAAAUGAGACAAUAUACAAUCAUAAAAUAAACUAUUUUGUUUUAUUAUUUGUUAGCUAAUAUUAUGCUAUGAUAUACUAUGAAAGAUUAGAUUAAAAAUUACAAUUAUCAUUUGGGUAGUUACCUUCUAAAUUGUAAGUUUAUAUUUGACGUAAAAUGUUAACAUUUUGUAUUAAGUUAUUGAAUUUAUUAUUCUUCUUUAUAACAUAUGAAGUUGUUUUAUUAUGAAAUUUAUCAUCUUGACAUUUUUUUAGAAUCCAAAAAAUAUUUGUUAAUAAUAUAUUGUACCUUUUUUUCUGAUUUUUAUAUUUUACAUUUGUACGAUAAUUUUAUGAUGAACAUGACUUAAGUACUCCAAUUCCCUUAAAAUGUUGUACUGUGCCCUUAAAAUAUUAUAGCCAUAUUGGUAAUUUGACUAUUAUAUUAUUGACAUUUGA